This is a messenger RNA of Populus euphratica (Euphrates poplar), 2109 nucleotides long. RefSeq lists its product as uncharacterized. Gene Ontology annotation, molecular function: ubiquitin protein ligase activity. NCBI's taxonomy places the organism in Eukaryota, Viridiplantae, Streptophyta, Magnoliopsida, Malpighiales, Salicaceae. The record is from RefSeq and is a predicted model, not a curated record. Bases 643 to 1407 code for a protein of 254 amino acids. The transcript has 5 exons. Gene Ontology annotation, biological process: protein ubiquitination.
CUUUUGUUUCUUUGCACUCUGUUCAACAUUUGUUAUUAGUACUAAUCCAUAUUUCACCUCACAGGGGGUGCUGCCAUGCAAUAAAUCAUUGUCGAGCAGAGUAGCAUUAGCCUUGACUCUGCCUAUCAAGGGUUGAAAUUAGCAAAUGUUUAAAUCCAGCUCUGGUGAUCAAAAUGAAUUAAUUAGGAUUUAAAGACAUUAUCUUUUUCCCGAGCUCUUUCUUUCCAAAAAAAGCUUGUUUCUUGAUUGGAGGGCUUACCUACUCCUAACUGCACCACCAAAAGGCAGACUGUCCAGCACCAAGAACAAAGUCAAACCAUGAAUCCUAACUGUUUACCAAAAUAAAAUCAACUGAAAAUUUUAAAAACAAAAGAAUGAGAAAAAAAAAAAUCUCUCAUGUUAUAUGUGAUGGGUUGUGAGUUUCAUGACCAAGUUGCCUAGUACACUUGCUUUCUCACCUCUUCCAGGCUUCUGACUCCAAAGAACGAACUUUCCCUUUUAUUUCUUUGAUUUUUGUUUUUGUUCAACAAGCAAGAAAAGCUUCCACUUUCCUUUUGUGAUCAUUUGUUUCUUGGAAUACUUGUUCUUCUGUUCUUGAAAAUAAUAAUUCAAUUAAAUUUAGACCACAACCUAGUAAGAGAGAUGAUGGACUAUCUUGAGCUUGCUGCAAUGUCAUCUUACAAAGAGUCCCUUAAGGUUCUCGAGGCUGAUAUUCAGCAUGCUAAUGUGUUGGCAGCUUCUAUUCCAAGAGCCAAAAGUGGUUCCUGUCUACAAAUGAAACUGGUUUAUAAUCACCUGGCACCCAUUUUUCUGUUUUUGCUCCAAUGGAUGGAUUGCUCUUGUACCUGUCUACUUUCAACUUAUUUUAACCUUUUCCACAUUGUUGCAUACAAGGUAUGCUCAGACAGGAAGCCGAAGAUUUCUUCGUGCGGACGGAAGACAACUAUUAGGCAAUUCUAUGCUGUUAUAUUACCAUCACUUCAGCGUCUUCAUGGUGAUACAAAGGAGCCAGACGUAACUCAGGAAGAAGGCCCCUUCCUGGAGAUGAUUGUCAAGAACAGACUAGAAGAUAGGAGGAAGCUUUCAGAUGUAAACCUGCUGAGGGAAGACGAAUGUGGGAUCUGCUUGGAACCUUGCACAAAAAUGGUUGUGCCAAGCUGCUGCCAUGCAAUGUGUAUCAACUGCUACCAUGAAUGGAACACAAGGUCAGAAUCUUGCCCAUUUUGUCGAGGCAGUCUGAAGAGAGUAAAUUCAGAAGAUCUUUGGGUCCUCACUUGCAGUAGUGAUGUGGUUGACACUAACACCGUAUUAAAGGAAGAUAUCUUGAGGUUCUAUCUUUACAUAAACAACUUGCCAAAAGAUAUCCCGGAUGAUCUAUUCCUGAUGUAUUAUGAGCACCUAAUCUAAUCUGAUAGACAAGGAGAAUGACAUUUCAAAUUUGGAUAAAAAGAAAGCAGGCCAUCACAUGGACAUAAAGUCUGGUUAGGUUUCCACAUUGAAAUUCCUUUGAUAAUUUAUCAACUGUUCAGAAUAAUGUAGAUGAUCAAUGGAAGAAACCCCGGCUAUUGUGUUCAGAAUGACAUUGGGAAUGUGUAAGGCUAGAGAAAGGAACAUGGACAUCCUUCAAACGGUGACAUCUGCCACUUCCAAUUCUCUAAGAAGCUUGUUGCUUUGGGAAUUUGUCACGGUAUCAUGAACUGACUUUGACUGUUGGACUGAUUUAUGAGAAUGAUAUGCUGAAGAAUGAAAGCCAGUCAUGCAUUUUGCUGUGCCAUUGAAAUCUUUAGAUCUUUAUCUUUCGAACAAUUUGGAUGCUUUAAUUUUUAACAUGCUGACCUUCUUAAUUGUAACAUAACUAUUAGCAAGUUUCCUUCAGUAUAAGGGGUGAAUUCCAUGCUUGUUCACGCAUUUUUCUUUUUCCUGCUUUGAGAAAGGAUUCCACAAUCACAUUUCAGUUGAAAGGUGAAACAUUAGAUGCAUGAAGAAACUUUUUAUGUUCUCACUUAGUGAGUUCAUGAUUACGUGUAGUAUUCUCUAGUGAUGUCCAUGUCAAGCUUGAAUUUGCAAAAUUCUCCAUGAAAAUGAUACCAGAACAAGUUGAUCAAUAUA